AUGUCUCUUAUUGGUAAGAUCGCCUUGGUCGUUGUGGUCAUCCUGGCCAUCCAGUACGCGGAAGCUUCCGUCCAUCACCGUCACCACAAGAAUGGAGAUCGCUAUGAUGAUCGUAUCAUUCUCAGAUCCGGGGAGAACGCUCCAAACUACCACCUCCAUGGACAUAUCACCUGCAACGGAAACGGUGUCCGCUAUGCCCGUCCAUACCUCCACUCGCCACUCUUCCCAAAACUCAUCAUCAACUUGUACGCCACCGGUGCCGACGGAGAAUACCGCUUGUCGACCGGAACCAUUUACGACUUGAGAGGAAGCUUGGAGUUGAUGGUUCGUCACACCUGCAGAAUCGAGGGAUUGCCACCAAGCUCCAACUGCGCCGUGCCAUACUACACCACCAACAUCCCAAUCGACAUUUCCAGUGGCAAGAUCAUGAUGGAGAAGGAAAUCGAGCUCUUCGAUAUGAAGCAGUACUCCACCGCCGACUGCCUGUACUAA
Caenorhabditis briggsae is the source of this 492-nucleotide messenger RNA. It is a transcript of the gene Cbr-dod-23, whose product is annotated as Protein CBR-DOD-23. Bases 1 to 492 code for a protein of 163 amino acids. The record is from RefSeq and is a predicted model, not a curated record. The transcript is spliced from 3 exons. NCBI's taxonomy places the organism in Eukaryota, Metazoa, Nematoda, Chromadorea, Rhabditida, Rhabditidae.